This is a messenger RNA of Empidonax traillii (willow flycatcher), 1599 nucleotides long. RefSeq names its product frataxin (gene FXN). Lineage: Eukaryota; Metazoa; Chordata; Aves; Passeriformes; Tyrannidae. Gene Ontology annotation, cellular component: mitochondrion. Gene Ontology annotation, biological process: intracellular iron ion homeostasis; iron incorporation into metallo-sulfur cluster. Gene Ontology annotation, molecular function: ferric iron binding; ferrous iron binding; 2 iron, 2 sulfur cluster binding. Bases 1 to 579 code for a protein of 192 amino acids. The transcript has 5 exons. The record is from RefSeq and is a predicted model, not a curated record.
AUGUGGCGGGCGGGGGCAGUGGGUGCGCUGCGCGCCGCGGGCCGGGCGGCGGCGGCGCGGGGGAGCGGCGGACCCGGGGAGGCCCCCAGGGCAGGCACGGCCCCCGCCGGCCGCGGCCGCACGCAAUUACAGUAUUCUUCAGAUGUGAAGAGCAGGACUGUUCAGUUCAUGAAUUUGAGAAAUGCAGGAACUCUGAAUGACACAAGCUCUUUAGAUGAGACCACUUAUGAAAAACUGGCUGAAGAAACAUUGGACUCCCUAGCAGAUUUCUUUGAGGACCUGACAGAUAAGCCUUUUACCCCAGAAGAUUAUGAUGUCUCUUUAGGGAGUGGAGUACUAACAGUUAAAUUAGGUGGUGACCUGGGAACGUAUGUAAUCAAUAAGCAAACACCAAACCGUCAGAUUUGGCUGUCCUCACCCACUAGUGGGCCCAAGCGCUAUGACUGGACUGGACGGAAUUGGGUGUAUUCUCAUGACAGAGUAUCCCUUCAUGAACUACUAUCAAAAGAAUUUUCAACUGCGUUAAAAACUAAAUUGGAUUUAUCCUGCUUAAUAUAUUCUGGGAAAGAAGAUACUUGACAUUCUACCUCAUGGAAUUUUAAAGACUUUAACCUCAAGCAAAGCCCUUUCUUGGUUUCUGAAUUACCUGAGCUUAAUUUUGUUGGGCUUUUUGGCAUCAAUAUGUUGUGCAACAAAAUUGAAAAUAAUAUAUUUUUCCUCUAGUGUUCACUCUUUUGGUUUCUGUGUUGCUGUUUGAAUCUGUGUCCACAUAGUGCAGGUAGUUAAGGUCACCCUUCCUUGUCACUUCAUUCCUUGCUUACUUUCUGCAGAAGUAAGUUAUGAAUUCUUACUGUCUGUAGUCUUUAGAUAUACGGACUGAUCCACCUGGUGACUUCCAACCAGCGCACAAACAUUAAACUUCUUUUGGUGAGACAUUCAGCAAAAGCAAGAAAUGCCUGUAAGUUGCAUUGGCAUAAGUUGUGGCACUGUGAAUGCAUUGCAUUAAAACAUGUUGCUAUGUCAAGUAACACAUCACAGUAAAGUUGAACAUGUCAUAAUACAUGUACUGACAUUUUUUUCUCUUAGUAUUGCAAAACGUGCUAUUUUCUCCAAAUUCUAAAUUCUACUUUGUUUCAUAUUAGGAUUUUUUUUGUUUUGAGCUAACCUUUAAAUUACUUAGAGGUCCAUGUGGCUGUAAGCAUCUUAUGGAACUAGAAAGGCUAGUCUGUGAUAUUUAAGCUGGGCAGCAAUAUAUCUGCAAAUGUUUCAUUCUGUUACUCUGCAUUUCUGUUUCUCUACCUUUUUGUUCUUCAAAGAGCAAAAAUACAUACUAGUUUUUUUAGUUAAGAUCAUGGUAGCAAAAAUUUUGAGCUAAUUUUGUUCUGCUGCAUUUCUUUAGUAAGUGGUCUUAGGUUAUCUUUUUAUCACCAUGAUACGAGGCUCCCUUUGGCACUGUGCUGAGGCAGAAACUUCUUAGAACAGUACUUAGGCUGAUAAAGCUGUCUUCUUCAGGCUGUUAAAAUGUGAAGGAAAUAAUUCAUAUACUCCAGAUCUUAAAACAAAAACAUUCAAAAGAAAUCAUAAACUGCAAGAACAGUU